This is a messenger RNA of Zeugodacus cucurbitae (melon fly), 1547 nucleotides long. RefSeq lists its product as uncharacterized. Lineage: Eukaryota; Metazoa; Arthropoda; Insecta; Diptera; Tephritidae. The transcript is spliced from 2 exons. The coding region runs from base 138 to 1325 and encodes 395 amino acids. The record is from RefSeq and is a predicted model, not a curated record.
AAAGAUUUCGAUUACCGUUUUGUUCAUCGGCUAUAAAAGUGUUAACUGGUUCAGGGUUAGGCAUCAGUCAAGCAUUUGAACUUGUCAGAGAAAGUGAGGAAGAUCACAGCGCAAAAAAUAACAAAAAAUUAAACAACAUGAAGACAAUCAGUGUUGCAUUGUUUAUCACCGUACUGGCCGUGGUUAGCGCACAACCAGGCUAUAAGUAUCAACAACCACAAAUCGCACCAGCAGCGCCACCAGCAAGCCAUCAACAUCACCACCAUCAUCAUCAUUCAGUAUCACAAUCCGGUUCCGCUGCACCACUUCCCGGUCCCAUUUCCGCACCACCACCACCACAACAACCAAGCGCACUCUACUCGCCGGUACAAUCACCACCAUUGCAAUCAUUCAACCCAUCACCACAGAUCCCAUUGCCAUCACCACCACAAGAGAUCCCAUUGCCAGUGCCACAAGCGCCACCACAACAAGCCUACUUGCCCCCACAGCAGAACGGUGCAGUAUCCUCAAUCUCCCAGGGCCAUCAGCAACAGUUUGUGCAACAACAACAAGUAGUGCAAUUCGGUGGUGCACAGCAACAAUUUGGCGGUGCUGCACAACAACAAUUCGGUGGUGCUGCUCAACAGCAAUUCGGUGGUGCUGGACAACAGCAAUUCGGCGGUGCUGCACAACAACAAUUGGGCGGUGGUGCAUUCAGCUUCCCUUCAGGCGGUCAAGGCGGUUUCCAACAAAACUUCCAAUCAUUCCAACAACCACGCCAACAAACUGCCAUCAUCACCAAGGAUAUUUACAUUCACUCCGCACCUGAAGAUCAGGAAGAGACUUUGCUCGGCGGACCAUUGGAAAAUGGUCCAGUUCGCAAGAAUUAUCGCAUCGUUUUCAUCAAGGCACCAACACAUAAUCUCAAAUUGGCCAGCGCUGCAUUGAAACAUGCCCAGAAUGCUAACGAAGAGAAGACCGUCAUCUAUGUGUUGUCGAAGAAACCCGACUUGACCGAAGUGCAACAGCAAUUGCAACAGGCUCAAGGUCAACAGAAGACACACAAACCCGAGGUGUACUUCAUCAAAUACAAGACUCAGGAGGAGGCUCAACGCGCCCAACAGGAAAUCCAAGCUCAAUACGAUGCUCUUGGCGGUUCUACUCACAUUUCCGACGAAGGCAUUGCUCCACUCACUUCCGUCUCCGGCGGUUCUUUGAACUUGGGUGGCCCAAGCAAUAUUGGUAUUGCCCAGCAACAUUCGUCGUUCGUGCAGCAGAACUUCCAAUCGGCUGUCAACUAUGACGUGCCCACCAACAAAUACUUGCCAAUCAUCAAGAAGAAGUAAAGUGGUACGCGAGAAUUUUACAAAUUAAUUUAGUUAUUAGCUUUUAAGGCAUUCCCAUAUUCUCUGACUUGUUCAUGCAUUCUCUUUUCAAUCUAUACAAUCUACACUGGAUUCCUUUUUAUAAUUUUCUUCUGAAUCUUCUGAAUCAUGCGAGCACCACAAAUCGUGUCAUUCAUAUGCCAUUUACACACAAAUAGUUUAUAUUAAUUUAUUGAACGAAAU